This is a messenger RNA of Phragmites australis (common reed), 717 nucleotides long. RefSeq names its product zinc finger protein 2-like. The record is from RefSeq and is a predicted model, not a curated record. The coding region runs from base 165 to 542 and encodes 125 amino acids. Lineage: Eukaryota; Viridiplantae; Streptophyta; Magnoliopsida; Poales; Poaceae. Gene Ontology annotation, molecular function: DNA-binding transcription factor activity. The transcript has a single exon.
UUGCUAGGGUUGUAGUAUACGCGUACGUACUUUAGCAUUUGGGACUGGUGCAGCACAGUAUAUUAAUUAUUCCUCCAAACAGCUAGUUAGCUACAGCUUCAAUUAGCUCACCACCUUCGAGGUGCCUCUGUUCAGCUGUGCUGUGCUAUCCCCGGCAGCGCGCCAUGGAUCCCAACGGGGAGGGCGAUCUCGACCUCAACCUCUCCUUGCAGCCGUCCUUGGCGCCCGAGCCGGAGCCGCCGGGGUACUUCUCCUGCACCUACUGUGACAAGAAGUUCUACUCCUCGCAGGCGCUCGGCGGCCACCAAAACGCCCACAAGUUCGAACGCAGCGUUGCCAAGCGCGCCCGCGAGCUGGCCGCCGCUCGCCGGCACGCCGGCCAGGGCAGAGAUCGGGCCGACGAGGAGGCGAGGAGGGGGAAGGAAGAACCGGGCAUUGCUUCCCGGGUCUCGGCGGCGAGAUCCUCGCACCAGAUCGGGGCGUCGCCAGCACAGGCCAGCCGGGACCUCACCGACGAGAUCGACCUCUCCCUGAAGCUGUGAUUGGCUGCUCCUGCUGCUCACCGUCCUCGAGGUUCUUCCGCAGAAACAUAUGAGGAUUCAAUUAACCCUUUCCUGAGUUCUUGUUAUGUGUUUGUGCUCAUAAAUUAAGCUUCUGUUGAUUAAUUUCGGCAUUCAUCCAUCAAACUGAAAGCAAUUUCUUGUUGGUUUCCCUCGA